AUGGCAACAAGAAUAAUUCUACUGUUUAUUUUAGUUGCCAAUCUUGUAACUGUGCCAAUAUUAUCCUUCCCAUUAUCUCGAACAUUUUCUGGUCAAAAAUAUCCAUAUUCAUAUAUUCAGUAUAGACGCACUGAAAAUCAUCAAUAUCGACCAUCAUUGAUCAGUUUUUUACAUAAACAACCACAUGGUUCUCAAUUAGCAACCAUACGUUAUUAUCGUAUGGUUUUCCAUUGUAAUAUUUUACCUGGAUCACUUUAUCUCCGAUUUUCAAAUUUAAAACCUUAUCGUACUGUUGUUCAAAAUCGACAAGAUCCUUCAACAAUAUUCGUUUUUCGAUCAGUGGGUGCUUAUAGUCGUGUUCAAAUUCAAAAUCAUAUAUCUGGCCGAUGGUUAUGUAUGAAUAAAGAUGGAAGAAUAAUAGUAAAGUUGAAUGUUACAAUAAAUAAUCUUGCAUGUAUAUUUCGUCAAAAUUCUGAUGGACCAUAUAUGACACUUAUUUCUGAACUUAAUCCAUCACGUCAAAUGACUUUUAAUACUCUUCAUCUUUUAUUAAUGAAUCCUAUACUUCGUCAUCGUUAUGCACAAUAUAUGACUGGUGGAAAUCAAAUUUUUCAACGAGAACAAUGUAGUCGAUUUAUGUUCGAUAGUCAAAUUGAUAUAACUUCAUUCAAUCGAACAACGGAUCCAUUUUUUCGAUUAAGACAUUAA
This is a messenger RNA of Rotaria sordida, 708 nucleotides long. The record is from the annotation of a GenBank genome assembly. NCBI's taxonomy places the organism in Eukaryota, Metazoa, Rotifera, Eurotatoria, Philodinida, Philodinidae.